This is a messenger RNA of Marchantia polymorpha subsp. ruderalis, 2518 nucleotides long. NCBI's taxonomy places the organism in Eukaryota, Viridiplantae, Streptophyta, Marchantiopsida, Marchantiales, Marchantiaceae. The record is from the annotation of a GenBank genome assembly.
GAAUAUCAGGCUGAGAGCUCCUGGUUACUCGUUGGGGGCAAAAAGCAAAUCGGAACGAAUAAGGAAUUCAAUAACAUUGUGCUGUUACUUCGUCAUCCUAGCUAAAAUUGUGAUGAGAGGCUUGUUGUGUAGGUGACGGACAUGAGAGUUCCAAGCUGGCCAGAUAAAUAUUUAUUCGGCCACAAGAAGAAUGGAGUAAUAAAUCGUCUAAGGAAUGGUUGAUCUUAAAGUGGAGUGACGGCUCGCUGAAGCAUUAGGUAUUGACGGCCACGAAAUCAAUGCUCUAUAAUGUCAGAGGAGGGACCAAGUAAAUUUGUCGUUAGACCUCUGUGAUUGGUCGUUCUGUCCGAGGUGAAUCCAAGCUGCUUAGUCUGAGACCGUUGAGCUGGAGAUUACUCGAUUUGGCCGUGCUUCAGCCGCGGAAAUCAGUGGAGCUGCUCCAAAUACAUCCCACGUCAACUCCAAAUACAUUCGAACUUAUAACACUACUGUCACGCCACAAUGUUGGUAUUUGCAAGGCGCGUCAGUAGAGGACUGUCGUCUAUCUCAGUACACUCCACGUUUGCGAGUUCCCGCGGUCGUUGCAGGAUGGGUACAGUGGCGCACUCGAAUUCUCAUGUGGCUGCCAAAAAACUGAAAGAUGCCGGACUUCUUCUUUCUAGAGCACUGAUUGGAGAUAAAUGGUGCGAUGCCAUCGAUGGUCGUACAUUAAACGUAACCAAUCCUGCAACCGGGGAGCUUCUCACAAGUGUUCCAUUUAUGGGGCGGAAAGAAACAGAGUUGGCCAUCACCGCUGCCCAUGAAGCCUUUCCCGCUUGGAGCCAGAAAACGAACACAGAACGAAGCAAGCUGUUGCGCAAGUGGUUUGAUCUCUUGAUACAAAACAAAGAGGAGCUGGGUCGAUUGAUGACUUUGGAGCAAGGGAAGCCGCUGAAAGAAGCUCUCGGAGAGAUUGUUUAUGCUGCCGGAUUUGUCGAGUUAUAUGCUGAAGAGGCAAAGCGUAUUUAUGGAGAUAUUAUUCCUGCAACAACUCAGGACAAACGUAUAUUUGUCUUGCGGCAGCCUGUUGGUGUGGUUGGAGCAAUAACACCAUGGAAUUUUCCGCUUGCCAUGAUUACAAGGAAGGUAGCACCAGCACUCGCUGCUGGUUGUACAAUUAUUGUCAAACCGUCAGAGUUCACGCCUCUGAGUGCUAUGGCAGCAGCAAAGCUGGCGGUUGAAGCAGGAAUACCUGCAGGCGUUCUGAAUAUCGUGACAGGAGAUGCUCCUCAGAUUGGAGCUGCACUGUUAGAAAGUACCAGGGUCCGUAAAAUCACCUUCACAGGGUCAACUCAAAUCGGGAAGAAGUUGAUGGAAGGCUCUGCGGCGACGGUCAAGAAGGUAUCCUUGGAGCUAGGUGGUAAUGCCCCUUGUAUAAUAUUUGACGACGCCAACAUCGACUUAGCUGUCAAAGGCGCGCUGGCUGCAAAGUACCGGAAUAGCGGCCAGACUUGUGUUUGUGUGAACAGAAUCUUUGUGCAAGACGGGAUCUAUGCGGAGUUUGCGAAGGCCUUUGCGCUAGCUGUCUCCCAACUACAAGUUGGAAAUGGAUUGGACGAAGGCGUUACUCAAGGUCCUUUGAUCAAUCCAGCCGCCGUGGUGAAGGUAGAAUCUCACGUUGAAGAUGCUGUUGCAAAGGGAGCAAAGGUCCUCACCGGGGGUAAAAAGCACAGUUUGGGCCGCACAUUUUACGAGCCCACUGUUUUAGCAGAUGCAACUGUGGAUAUGAGAAUAUUCAGCGAGGAAGUUUUUGGUCCAGUGGCACCUCUCAUCAGGUUCAAAGAUGACAAAGAAGCAGUCGCAAUGGCAAACGACACUGAGUUUGGUCUUGCUUCAUACAUUUUCACGGAGAAUAUUACAAGGGGCUGGCGCAUCGCAGAGGCUUUAGAGUACGGCAUGGUUGGUCUCAAUGAGGGUCUAAUUUCGACGGAGGUGGCUCCUUUUGGUGGUAUGAAGCAAUCUGGGCUUGGUCGGGAGGGCUCAAAGUAUGGUCUUGACGAAUAUCUUGAGAUGAAAUAUUUAUGCCUCGGAAAUAUGUCGCCGCCUUGAUUUUGCCGGCCAGGAACACGAUUUGUAGUUUCUUGAAUUUAAAGAUUCGUUGAUCUUCGACUUCGCCCGUAGGAUCUGAAGUGAUCUCUGUUUAACAAACCCUGGGCUAGGGGCAUAGGAACCUUUUUCUUGAAGCCGAGACGAGCUGCGAUGUAUUGAUUGUUUACGCCUGAUGCUAAAAGUAUUGUAAAGUUAUUCAAAUCAAAGCGCAGAGCUUAAUACCGUUGUGUGAGCAGACUCUUGAGCUUCAAUGGGACCGAGUGCAAAGGAGAGUGGACAUCUUCUGAAUUGCACUUACAAUUUCUUCGUCAAUCAGUAGACUUUGUUGCUGUCUUUGCGAAGGAGCCAUAUUUGAGACAUACCAUGCUUGCUCUGUUUUGUUCCGAGAAGUAGUCCUCCGGCCUUCAACUAAACCGUUAAUAUAAUGGAA